GGCGCCCCUCUGUGGCGGAGGGCGCGAGGUUGUCCCGUCGGGUCGCCAGGGAGGGCAGGGGUCAGGCGAGCGCCGGUUGAGGAAGAGGAAGGGCGACGAGAGGGGGGAGGAGGAGGAGGAGGAGGGAUGGAGGAGAACGAGCAGCUGCGCCGCCAGAUCCGCCUGCUGCAAGGACUUAUCAAUGACCAUAAAAAUGUCCAUGGGAACGCACCAGCCGUCUCCCAACCGACUCCAGCACCCAGGUGGAGGAAUCCCCGGCCACCUUCUUUUAGCAACCAAACGGUUUUCUCUGCUAGAUAUUCCCAGCAAGGCCAAAGGGAUUUUCAGCCUCACCGACACAAUGCCUGGAGGAAGAAAUAUUCUCUCGUCAACGUGCCACCUCGAACCAUGCUCAACCCUGGCGGGAGCAUUUCAUCCAGCGAUUUAGGGUUGGGCCCGAACCACGGAACCCGCACGGCAGAGGAGCCACAGCCGGUGCUUUCAGAAAGAAGGGUGGACGUUGCUGCGGAUGGUAACAUAACUGUUGGGGUACAUACGGGCUCAGUCGUAAGAAUUCCUAUGCCCCAGGGUGGUCCCUCUGAAGCAGCCGAGGGCCCUUCUACUUCCAGAAGAUGCGAAACCUCUGCUUUGGCUCCAGAUGUUCCUUCAAAAGAGAGCAAACGGAAACGUCUCUCAACCGUGCCCCACCCGUUGCCUCCUCGGACUGUUGCUAGGGGGAGGGAUGACUCUCUUUCGGUGCGUCUCAAGGGGUCUGUGCCUUCGGGAGUAGUUCAGGGGGCAUCAGACUCGACUCUGUUGAAGACAAUCAGUGAGCAGGCGAUCACGUUGAAAACUGAGCCUCAGCAGCCAAAGGUCUUACCUGGCCAUGAACCAGGACGCCUUUCGGCAAGGAAGAAACCAGCAUUGCAGGAGACAGCUCUGCGCACCUCACAACAGGUGCCUGUGGCAGUGGCCAAAAUGAAGACGGAGCGGAUAGCUGAGACAACUAGUUUACACCCUGCUUCAGUUCGGGACGCUCCUUCAGCAGGUGAGGGGACUCCCUCCAAGAACAAGUUUUCUGCACCUGUGCUCCAGACAGCUCCAACCUUGCUGGCCCCCACAAAAUCUCCCAAGUUCAGGAAGACCAACUACACCUGGGUGGCCAACCCGAGCAAAUGUCCCUGUGCUUCAAAGCGGUGGUCGGCUUCCAGAGCCUCUGAAAGCGGCCAGAAGCUUGCCGGCGGGGCAGAGAGGCCCACCAAGUUAGCGCCAAGAGCGGACUUGGGAGCAAAGCAGAAAAGGUCUGGCCCGCAUUUGAAGCAGGGCAUGUCCUCCAGCAAGUACAAGUGGAAGGCGUCCAGCCCCCGGCUUUCCCCUUCCCCAUCCGCCUCUGCGUUCACGUGGCAGCGCGAAGAACGCGGUGGGCCGCCCGCCCCCCACUUCUCAGGAGCCAGCUCCUCCCUUCCAGCUGCGAGCCGAGUGCCUUUUGGUCGCGGCGAUCCGAAACCAACGUUUGGGAAUGCCAGCUUUCUCAAUUACAAGUUGAAGAGCCGGACCAAAAUCAUCAAAAGGAAGGGGAGCGCCAG
This is a messenger RNA of Sphaerodactylus townsendi, 1565 nucleotides long. RefSeq names its product zinc finger CCCH-type containing 3 (gene ZC3H3). The annotation marks the transcript as partial. The record is from RefSeq and is a predicted model, not a curated record. NCBI's taxonomy places the organism in Eukaryota, Metazoa, Chordata, Lepidosauria, Squamata, Sphaerodactylidae. The transcript has 2 exons.